CCCGUGAAGCAUGUCGAUAGCAGAAGCUUCUAGUGAACAUACCGGCACACAUUGUUGCUAGCGACCGAAUAGACUUCUUCGAAUCCACUACCUCCACAUCCCGAGUAUGAGAUAUUCACGAUCCACGAUUCUACGACAGUACCCCUCAAUACGCACUGACUGAUCAACCAUCCAGCCGAGGGCAUUGAUCUUUAGGUUGGGUCAUCAGGUUAGGGCUGCCUUGAAGAUAUGGUCUCUGAGGAAGAAAAGAAUGUAUAAGAACAUAGUCGACAUCGCUCUGGAUGCUCCUAGAGCAGAAUCACCAUCGCAAUCAUGAUUUUCCUCGCUCUGUGUUUCACACUGUUGUGCACGCUCGCAACUGCUGUUCCCAAACAGACUGUCAAGACUUCAUGUAGCACUACCAAAACCAGCACUAGCAUCAGCACCUGUACAAGCAGCAUUAGCACCAGUGCAAAAGCGGCACUUCCAUGGACAACAUCUGCUCAGUCAGCUCCGACAUGUGCUUCGACCAGCUUUACACCUCGCUACAGUUCCUUCAGCUAUACACAGGAGAGUAGCAAUCGCUAUGCUACUCCUAUCUCUGCUCCGGUCACAUUUGCUAGUGCUUUCGCCCCCGCCUACUCUCAGGCAAAGUCGCUAUUGCCCGCCAACGUCACUUACACUUCUUAUUCUCUGAAUUCAAAGGCUACCACUAGUCAGGAUGGCAUGUACGGCCAAUCUGCCUAUGCUGCACUGUGGACUGGAUAUACUUAUAAUCGCACUGUGCCUUUUACCACGACCGUUUUCCCUACUCCGGUGGCCGCAAGCGAGCUUGUCUACCCUCCAGCUUUGUAUUCUGCAUGCUCUAACGCGGAUGCGUGCAUCGGUUGCUACAAGUUCGACAAGGAUUUCAUCUGGGGCGUUGCUGGAAGCGCGUGGCAAAUCGAAGGUGCUUUGCAGCAAGAAGGCAGAGGACCUGGCAAUCUCGAUGGUCUCGGCAACCAAGGCCCAGGUGGUAUGCCUACUGGUAAUGAUUCAGUCGAGGCCGACAUGAAUUACUACCUCUACAAGCAAGACAUUGCUAGACUUGCUGCCAUCGGAGUGCCCUACUACUCUUUUUCUAUUUCUUGGUCGAGGAUUGUACCUUUUGGUGUAAAGGACAGCCCAAUCAACACCCAGGGUCUAGAUCAUUACGACGAUCUUAUCAAGACUUGCCUCCACUACGGCAUCAAACCUAUCGUUACCCUCGUUCACGUUGAUGCUCCAACAUCAAUCAGUCUUGACAAGGACUUUACCGAAGAUUACCUGUACUAUGCCAAGCAAGUAAUGGCUCGCUAUGCUGAGCAUGUUCCUUACUGGGUCACGUUCAACGAGCCCAACAUUGGAAUGCCCUACAGCUUCCAGACAUACAACGGAUUGACCAACAUUCUCAUGGCACAUUCGGCUGUGUACAAAUGGUACAAACAAACCCUCGGUGGUACUGGUAAAGUUACCAUUAAAUUCGCCAAUAACCUUGCAGUUCCACGCGAUCUAAACAAGGCUUCUGACUUGACCGCUGCAUCGCGCUACCAGGACUUUAUCCUCGGUAUCAUGGCCAAUCCUCUUUUCCUUGGAAAGCAAUAUCCAUCGAAAGUUCUGGCUACACCCAAUUUGAACUUGACAGCCCUUACUGCACAGCAGCUCUCAUAUAUCAACGGCACAGUCGACUUCUGGGCCUUUGAUCCUUAUGUUUCUCAAUUUGCUUCUGAGCCAGCCAAUGGAUUCACCAGCUGUAUAAACAACAGCAGUGAUCCUCUUUGGCCACGAUGCGCCGAGCUCACCGAGAUCCAGCAAAACGGCUGGCAAGUCGGUCAAAAGUCCAACGACUACGCCUACAUUGCACCUCAGUACGUGCGUCAACAAUUAGGCUACGUUUGGAAUACGUUCCGCCCUUCUGGUAUCCUGAUCUCCGAGUUCGGCUUCAACCCUUUCAUGGAGUCUGAGAAGAAGCCGGUCGAGCAGCUAUACGAUCUUGAGCGAUCUUUGUACUACGAGAGCUUCUUGAAGGAAACACUAAAAUCUAUGCAUCUAGAUGGUGUCAACGUUAUUGGAGCUUUGGCGUGGAGCUUUGUGGAUAACAAUGAGUUUGGAUCAUUUGAGAACCAGUAUGGUCUCCAGACUGUCAACAGAACAAGUGGACUUUUUGAGAGACAUUACAAGAGAAGUUUCUUCGACCUUGUCGAUUUCUUUCACAAGUAUGUCGCAGCAUAGGUAGAGAGAUAUGGAUUGAACAACCAAGAACAAGUGAAACAGAACAGGGGAUGAAACAAUGUGAGCUUUCUUCCGUUGUUCCGCAUAUCGCGUUCCGGGGAACAACAGAAUCCUAUCCUUGCACCACUGCGAAGUGAGAGUAUGUCCUUCACAGACGACCCAGGGAGCUCGUCAUAUUCUGCGAUCACUUUCUGUAGUAUUCACUUGGCUAGAGACAGUCGGUC
Aureobasidium subglaciale EXF-2481 is the source of this 2453-nucleotide messenger RNA. Its product is annotated as glycoside hydrolase family 1 protein. Gene Ontology annotation, molecular function: beta-glucosidase activity. Lineage: Eukaryota; Fungi; Ascomycota; Dothideomycetes; Dothideales; Saccotheciaceae. The record is from RefSeq and is a predicted model, not a curated record. The coding region runs from base 313 to 2229 and encodes 638 amino acids. Gene Ontology annotation, biological process: carbohydrate metabolic process. The transcript has 2 exons.